GGCAUCGGCACGACAGCCCACCAACUUAUCGCGUCAUUUUCUUUCACUUUCUAAGUGGUCGUCGUCACGGGAGUAUAUAAAUGAAGCGAUUAUCCACACGCGGCGUUACACGGGCCUCCGCCGGCGAUAACUGCACGAGCGAUCGCAGGGGUACUGAUCAAAGAAGCCGAAGGGACUCGCUAUGUGCCUCGCAUGGAGAUACAGAUUGGUCGUUUCCAUCUUUCUGCUCGUCGUGCUUUGCGAUGUUUACGCGUCAGACGCGCAACCAAUUGGAAAAGUUUAUCCGCGCGGGAACCACUGGGCUGUCGGGCAUUUGAUGGGCAAGAAAAGCACAGAUGAGCAGGACAGACCGGGUGACCCGGAGACGUCUGUGACGACUCGAGAUCAGGAUCUGCAGCUGGAAAGAUACAACAAACAUCUGCUGCUUCCGCUCCUGCAUGCGCUCGUGAGAGGACGGACGGCACCGGAGAGCAUGCUGGAGGGCACAGAGGACGGUGAUGCUCAUAAACUGCUCCAGCGGAUGCUGGAAGAGAGACGUCAGUGGGAGGAAGGUCAUGAGAGAGAGAGACAAGUCAAACUGGAUGUCUUGCUACGGUCUUUAUUAAUGCAGGAUGACAAUGAAAGCUGAGGACCUAAGGGACAAAAGACUUGUGGUUUGAAGCUCUCUCGACAACUGUCUUCAUCGAAUACGAACCUCUUUAUUCAACGGCACAUAAAUCAGCAUGUUAUAUUUUUGUACGUCAAUAUCUCUACAAACAAACACGCGUAAACCGAGUGUCAUCGUUCUGCAUAUUUUAUGGUACUGUUUUAUAAAUGAAUUCAUCUUCUUGAUAACCCGAGACCAUGGUAACCGUUGUAUUCACAGUUUAAUGGAUUAAUAUUUAAUAAACUUUAACUUAAUAAAAACAACAGUCUGCUUGCUUGCGUAUCAUCUGACGUGUCCUGGCUAGAAAAAGACGCCCCAAAAAGACACCCCGUCUCGUUCUGCAAGCACGCGUUACAGGUUAUGAUCGAUCUCUUGAGGUGGCUGACCAUAACUUGCUUAUUAGUCAAGCAGUCGCUUAACAAAGGCGCGCAGGUGACAGGAAGACCCUUCACCGCACACUAAUGACCGUCUGAAUAACUAAAUCACAUCCUCUACAUUGUCUCUGACGACUGGCAGGAAAUUGUUGACGGUCCGGCUGUCCGCGCACGAUAAUGGCUCCAAUUAUACACACUGAUGUUUCUAACAAUGAAAGACGUCAACUGUAGCCACUUUCAUUCGUAUAAGCUCAUCUUUUCCUCAUUUGUCACACACGAACGACCAUUAAUAGAAAUGUGGCCCUCCUUCGGUCUCAAUCUAAUUGCAUCACUGAUAAAGUUGCCGAACAAAUGGCUUUGAUGACAGCCGUGUGUUCACGGGGGUAUGAGCUGAUGGGUUUGGCGCGGGUCCUGUUUAACGCAAACAACUAUUUGGAGCAAUUAGGGACAUUUACAUAAUCUGAUGAUAUUUCAUCUCCUGAUGGAUUUUAAAACUUUUUUUUUGUUUUGAAGGUUUACGGGUCUUAUUUUACAUUGUGCGGAGAAAUAUAAUUCUCUUUAUAAAAUUGUUGUUUAUUUGUUUGUGCAAAGAAUAAAUU
Messenger RNA from Puntigrus tetrazona (Sumatra barb), 1619 nucleotides. Its product is annotated as gastrin-releasing peptide. The record is from RefSeq and is a predicted model, not a curated record. Gene Ontology annotation, biological process: neuropeptide signaling pathway. Lineage: Eukaryota; Metazoa; Chordata; Actinopteri; Cypriniformes; Cyprinidae. Bases 182 to 628 code for a protein of 148 amino acids. Gene Ontology annotation, molecular function: neuropeptide hormone activity. The transcript is spliced from 3 exons.